UUUUCAAAAAGCCUCAGUUCAUUGAUUGCAUUUUCAGUGGUUGGGAGCUCAGUAUAUAAGCUCAGCAAAAGGCUGUUGAUCACAUUGCAUAGGCAGAAGGAGUAGAGCUGAGAACAUCAGACAUCACACAGACAGAAGACAAGAUGUUUAUGCAAAGACAGACAUACCUGGAGAAGGCCCUCCUCUCAGCACUGACAGUGUUGCUUCUACUGACUACAGCAGGACAAUCUGCAGUGCUGGGUGACAACCUCCAGACCACAGCAGCUCCUGCUCUGUCAAACUUACCUCUGAGCACACAGCUCAACAACAGCAGUAUGGAGGAACCUCAGGUUCUGCGCUCACACAGAUCAUGUGGAAGUGAACAUGAAAACUACUGUGAAAACGGUGGAGAGUGCAUGUACCCCCAAGACAAUGACAAACCUUUUUGCAUCUGCACGUCUUCUUACAGCGGGCCUCGCUGCCUGUUCUUCAGUGAUCACACUCGCACUCUUCCCGAGUUGGAGGAACUGAUUGGCAUCAGUUUUGGAGUAGUCAUGCUCUUCUUUGUCCUGGCCAUCAUAAUUUACUGCUUUGCCUAUAAGAGGUGUAUAAAAUCAGCUCCGCUAAUGAAAUCUGCACCGUCUGAGUCAUCAGUGUGACCCCCACAACUCACUCUUCAUCAUCUUCAUCAGUGUCGCCGCCAUUUGCCUUUUUUGUGUUAAAUGGUCAGAUAUUAAUCACUUCAUUGUCCUUUAAAGAAUGUGAGUGAACUAUUGACUAUUUAUUGUAAUAUAGCAAUUAACUUAUUUAAAGUGUUCGAUUUAUUUAAUUAUUUUUAAUAAAUGUAUAAAAAAAUAA
Siniperca chuatsi (mandarin fish) is the source of this 837-nucleotide messenger RNA. RefSeq names its product epithelial mitogen homolog (mouse) (gene epgn). The transcript has 5 exons. Bases 144 to 638 code for a protein of 164 amino acids. NCBI's taxonomy places the organism in Eukaryota, Metazoa, Chordata, Actinopteri, Centrarchiformes, Sinipercidae. Gene Ontology annotation, biological process: positive regulation of cell population proliferation; epidermal growth factor receptor signaling pathway; positive regulation of mitotic nuclear division. The record is from RefSeq and is a predicted model, not a curated record.